UUUUGCUUUUUUUAGAGUCAAUUUAAAACAAGAUUUCGUACUUUUACGUGCAAUUCUAUUUUAUUUCUCUCUCUCUCUCUCAUUUUCGGUGAGAUGGGAACGUAUUUCUCUUGAAGAAAAAAUGAACUUAGUUAAAAUUUAGGCUGAGCGCCACUUCAUUUUUCAAAUAAGCGUACGCCAUAGCGAAUGUUAUGUUCCACGCUGCACGUUCAACCAGUGAGGAAUUGUUCUCAGGAUUUUCACAAGAGUGAGAUUUGUCAGGACUGAAAAAAGAUUUCAAGAUGUCGAGAAAUCAGGAAAAACUUGACGAACUUCGCAAAAUUCUUCUGUCAUUGCUGGUCGCCCGACAAGAGCUCACACCUAUAACCCUCCUUGAGAGGGACUAUUAUAAGGAGGAACAGACACGUAUACCAUAUCGUCAAUUCGGUUUCCCCGAUCUCUUAAGCUUUCUUCAAAGUAUGCCAGAGUACUUCAUUAUUGAGCAGAAUAAUGGUCUUCAUUAUGUACGCCCUAUUGCAUCGGACAAAAGUAAGCACGUGAGCUCGCUGGUAGCCCGCCAAAAGAACAAUACGAAAUCGAGAUUCCUACGUCGCCCUCCACACAUGAGGUCUCAGCGAAUCAAAAUUGGAGCCGACAAGCUGUUUAAUCUUAUACAGCAUGUCAGAAGCAAUCCCAAUGGUGUAAGCAUGCAGGAUGCUCUGAAUUAUGUAUGUGGACUAGUGCCACACAUCAACAUUUCUCCAUUCGAAUUACGGGAACAACUGCGCGAAGUAUCACAUUUAUUGUACUUAGAUAGUAACAUGAUCUAUCCGGUGUGGAAUAAUGAUAUUUUACCAAAUACAACUCAUAAUACAGCCCAUCGACAACCUUCGAUGCAACAAUCUUCCAUGUCAGAGCCACGGAACCAAUCAAGGACACAAAGUGAAUCAAGAUCGUCUUCGAUACAUACAUAUGCUGCCGGACAAGAGGAUUCCGAUUGGAUAGAAGAUUUUAGUGAUGAGGGCGAUUUUAUACCAGCUAAUUGUAUAAACAAUACCAGCAAUUGCCAAAGGCGUCCAACGACGAGUGAACAACUUGCAGCGAAUCUUGCGCAAUAUUCGAAGCACGAACAAACCAAUACACUCACCAAUAAGACCAAUGACAAUAACAAUAAUGAUAACAUGGAAAUUAAUGUAGACGAAUACUUUGCUUUAAUGAAUAGCAAAGACAACGCAAUGAAUAUUAAUAAAAUUAAUACUACUGAACACUUAUCCCAAAUAAUAAGUGACAGAACAAAACUUCGAUUGAAGCAACUAUUGGACAAACAUCCAAAGGGUAUCUGGUGUGCUGAGCUACCUGACUUAUAUCUUCAGGAAUACAAGGUGCGCCUGAAUUACACCGGAUUGGGUUUUGCCAGUGUGCGCGAGUUUACAUCUCAUCUACCGCAAAUUUUCUACAUGGCACAGGGCGACAAAACGGCUGACUUUAUAUUAUAUAGUGCAGAUAAGAAACUGAUGGAGCCACGAAUAUCACAGAUGGAGCCUACUGAAAUUUUACAAGCUUCGAAUAAGAAAUAUGAUGAGCAUAGUACAAUGCAAUACGUUAAUGAUGACGACAAGGCACCGAUCCCGUCAGAUGUUUCGUCUACUAUUACCAAAAGAUUCGCGCCUAAUGAUGUAAUGAAUUACGACGAUGAUGUAGGAAAAAUAUCGGUGACUGAGUUACAAAAUAGCAAAACCUAUUUAGAGAUAUACAUUAGUGAAGUGUUCCACCCGUGCUUUUUCUGGAUUCAUCUUCGAGAAAACAAAAAACGUUUUGAUAGAUUGAUGAUUGAGCUAUGCGAAUUCUAUGACCAUAAUAAAGAUACGUAUACCAUUGCAAAGAUUGCCUUGAAAAAAGGUUUGAAUUGUGCAUGCCUAUAUUCGAAUAAAUGGCAUCGAGGAGUCAUUAAAAAUGUGAAAGCAGAUUUCAAAGUAACGAUAUUUUUCUACGAUUAUGGUACUUUGAAGACAUAUGCGCCAGAAGAAAUAUAUUAUUUGCACAAAAGAUUUUCCUACUUACCUGCCCAAGCAAUACCUUGCGGCUUAUAUAAUGUUAAACCAUGUAUUGGUGAUCGUUGGAAGAGGAGCGUAAUUGAGCAAUUCAUUGACAAAGUCAAUGAUACACUUCUAGCUGCAACUAUAAUUUCUGUUGAUCCUACGUAUAAUUCCAUGAUGAUCAUUCUAACCGAUACAAGCGAAGAUGAGGAUGUAGAAAUAAACCAAUGGUUAGUGAAUGAGAGACUAGCGCAAGUUGGUAAAAUGGCUGAUGCCGUUGACAUGGCGAGCAUAAUGAAGUAUGUGGUAAACAAUUUCAAUCAAUUACCGACGUAUUGCUUUGCGGAGGAGAACCUGAUGCCCGACAACUGCUGCAAAGCAACAUCGACAGCAGAAACGCACGAAGUUCCUUUCACAUCGCCCGGAUCGACGACUCAUGUAUAUUGCGAUAGUCGCCAGCAGCAGUCAGUGAAGCCACCGCCAGGUUUUGCACCUCUCGGCGAACAGCGCGCCGAGAGUGUGCCGAGAGUAUAUCCACCUAACGUAUCAACAAGGAGCUUCCACAAGGACAAUUCUUUUGCAAACGUGUCAAAUAUGAAGACAUCGACUGUGGAAGCGACAAAUCCAUUCUUGACAGAUCAACAAUUUAUUCCUAACGAUAUCGCCAAACAGAUAUUUAUAUCAGUUUGGAAUGAGAAUAUGAAAUUGCAGAUUAAACUGGUCGACGUAUUCUAUAAUUUGUCGCGUAUGCCUCUCACUAAGAGUUUAUUCAAUGAUCAUAUAACGAUCCAAUUUCAGUUAAAUAAGGUGUUGAAAGUUUUCGAGAAAAUGAUAGAAGUUUCACAAGACAAUGAUCGUUCUAAUAUCGUGAAAACGCCUUCGACGUCCGCGAAUGUCGCGAAUGAAAUGCCAUUGAAUGAUAUUAGUAUGGCGCAGAAGGCAUUGUUUAAUUUAAACAAUGAAACUGCGAAUCAAAAUAUCACAAACACUUUUCUUACGUCGAAUCCGUUUGGAUCUAUGAACGGUAGUGAUAAACUGCAGAAUCAUGCCACGUUUUCCACCUGCGGCUUGGAUGAUUUCGCUUUUAAAACUAACUGGAGCCAACACAACGAGCAUAAUUCGCAUGUACAAAUGCCUUCCUUAGCAACUGAAACUCUAUUAUCUUCGAUGUACACUAAUCAUAUACCGUCAGCCAAUACCUUUCUUCCAAACGUCAAUCAGCCCGGCGAAAAUGUACUCUCGAUGAAAUCGGUAUCUCCAGCGGUUCCAACGAGCACUAAUAUUCCCAAUAAUUUCUCAGAAAUCCUGGAAAACGUGAACACCCAAUUUAGCAAUAUGUUUAAAAAUACAAAUCCCUUUAAGUCCUCAUUUGAUGGAAUACAGACAUCGGAAUCACAAAAUGAGCAAAUUGCUCACGAUACGAACAUCGCAUCGAAUCUAUCUGCUAGAAAUCCGCAAGGGCAUGUUGCGAAGACGGAAGCCGCGAAUAUUUAUCCGAGAACUAAUUGUUUUCCACCUGCGGAACAUAUCAAUGUCAAUAGCAGUGAAACUUACACCCCAAGAAUUAUUUAUGAAUCCGAUCCGGUAAUGUAUAAUACGCAAAAGAAGCAAGCUGACGCAGAUAUAAAGCAAAGUACGUGUAGCACUGAUUCCGAUAACACUAAGAAUGUCCCUAAGAGAGAAUGUAUUAAGGAAUCGUUCUCGCAGCCCGCAAAUGAUAUUACUGGUUCGCACAUGCAACAUGAAGGAAUGAUAAAUCACAAGUUAACGCGAGAUAACUCACAAAUUGAGAAUUAUGCCACUCAAUCAUCGACCUAUUACGUGCAAGAUUCACAGCCGACAAUAAACGGCGAAUUAAAUUAUCAGCAAAAUAGUAAUACAAACAAUUUGCAACCUACGUUGUUACAAGGCUUGCAAGUCGAAAUCUCGGAAUGUUGGGUCAAUUCAGGCUUACAGAACAAUGUUUCUUUAUCGAAUCCCAAUGAAAAUUCUAUAUAUACUACACCAAUUGCUUUAGCUAAUCAAACUUGGAAUCGUAAAAACGACAGGAAAUCUGUACCUCAAGAGACGAAUAGAACAAUCGAUUCAAAUUAUGUCUCAAAAUUUGAAGAUAAUCACGAUAAAAAAACAAUGAAUGCUCAUGCGAAUUCCUGGUACAACAUCGAAAAUAGAUAUGUUGAAUACAAGAAUAUGAAUUACGACACCAGUACUUUCAUAUUUCAAAAGAUUGAUACAGUUAAAGGCGUGUCAUUUAUAUUUAACAUUGAACAGGAAGGCUGGAUAUUGACAAACGAGUUCAUAGAAGUCUUUACGAAUUUCAAAUUUUACUCUCACUUAUUGGCUAUGUUAGAAAUGAUGAAUAUAAACACUGUUUUUAAAGAGAUUCAAAGAUCUGAAUACCCAUUACAAUUUUUACAACUUGAUAGAUAUCCUCUAAAUGUUCCCCGAGAUUCUAAGAAGCGUAUUAUCUCCAUUAAUUUGAUUUCGUUACAAACUACAUUAGCGUUACUGCAUAAGUUAAGGAUAGUUUCGCGCGAAGAAAUAGAUAAUGCUUUCAAAAAGAAUGAAUUUCGAGAAGGUUCGAUUUUGCCUACUUUAUGGUUCGAGAUAUCUCGCCAUCCAAUUUCGAUAUUUCAAUAUGGCAUCCAGCAGGCGAUCUCGAUCGAGGCACAGCGGGUUCGCGAUUCGACGACAUCCCGCCGUUAUUCUAUAACUUUGGCAAUUGAAAUUGAAUUUUUUUAUUGUGAUAAAAAAUGGCUGAGGGCGAGGAGAAACUCACGGGUUUGGCGAAACAUUUCAACAGCCAAACCAUGUACGGUCGGGCGAACGUAACGAAAGCGACGUACGUCGGUAUAGGACUGCUCUCCUUAUACUUCUAUUUGAAAUCGAAGAGCAAAAAGACGUAACUUGUGAAUGGGAUCGCAGUCGCAUUAUGUAAUGAUACAUGCCGUAUCUUAAUAUUCUUCAAAUAAAUGUAGUCGAAUAAUUCUUUUGUAAAUUUAUCUUAUUCGUUGCUUGUUUCAAUUAAUUUGCAAUUAAUAGUGAUCGUAAAUAACUGUUCACUAAAAAUGUAAUAUAAAACGUUUAAAUAGUCACAUUUUAUCGAGAAAGCAGAUUUACAUUUGCUGCUCGCUCCACUAUAAUGUAAAUUAUAAUUAUAAGAAUAUUAAAGAAAAACAGACUACUGAAAUGAUGAAUAAACAGAAUAUAUUUAAUUUUUAUUGUACAAACAAAAUAUGUGUCAUAUGUCAUUCUAUUCUUAUACAGUUUCUUAUACAGAUGUUAAAAAUGUAAAAAUUGAUUUAAUAUUAAUUUCUUAUGUUUUAUUUAAUAUUUUAAAAGAAUGCAGAUAGAGUUAAUUGAUGACAAUAUAACCAUAGACUUUGUAAAAAUCUUUUUUAUAUUAGAACCUUAGUUAACAUUUGAUUGACAUUUUGUUACAAGGGAUUGAGUAAUUGUAAUUCAUUCAUUGAUUGUGUGAAUUUAUUUUAUGUACAAUAAAAUUAAAUUAAAGCACAUUUGACUGGUGGAAGAAAAUCAUGUUUACACGAAUAUAUGAAAGUAAUGAAAUGUUUCUAGCUACAUUAGACUAUAAAGAGAGCUACUAAACAGCUAAAAAGCGUAAAAAGAAAUUUGUAUAAUAUGUUUUGGCAGCGAUGGAAUAAAACUGGCUGAAGUAAAAGCCU
This is a messenger RNA of Pogonomyrmex barbatus (red harvester ant), 5701 nucleotides long. RefSeq lists its product as uncharacterized. Lineage: Eukaryota; Metazoa; Arthropoda; Insecta; Hymenoptera; Formicidae. Gene Ontology annotation, cellular component: P granule. Gene Ontology annotation, biological process: P granule organization; spermatogenesis; piRNA processing. The record is from RefSeq and is a predicted model, not a curated record.